Teleopsis dalmanni is the source of this 1953-nucleotide messenger RNA. RefSeq lists its product as uncharacterized. The transcript has 4 exons. The record is from RefSeq and is a predicted model, not a curated record. Bases 1 to 1953 code for a protein of 650 amino acids. Lineage: Eukaryota; Metazoa; Arthropoda; Insecta; Diptera; Diopsidae. Gene Ontology annotation, molecular function: catalytic activity.
AUGGCGAUUGCUCUGGAUCCUAUGUCGUCCGAAAUGGUCGGAAAGCUGGGCAAUAAAGUCUUCUAUGGACUUAGCAGUGCCGUGCUGAGACCAAGACAUAAAGGAAACAGAGCAAAGGAAGUGGUUGAAGAUGAGCGACCAACAACAUCUGCGGCUUGUGCUCAGUCAAGCAACCAGAAGCCGAAAACGGGUCUCAAUUCCGGGGGACCACCCUUGAGAGGGGGCAGAAUCCGUGCCCAGGGCCGAAAACCUUCCGCUCUCUCUGGUCGUCUGAGGAAAUGGGAAAGAAAAGACCCGGAGGCCGCGGAAUUGCUGCGCGAGCUCAUACAGCGUGAUCUGGUGGCGGUACAGGCAGAAGUGCCUAGUACUAGGGGGACGAGAAUAAUAGUUUUUGCAUCUAUGUACCUCCCUGGCGACGCAGAGGAAGCGGUGUCUCUCGAGCUCCAGCAGCUUACAGAAUACUGCCGUAUCCGAAACCUACAGUGGGUAAUGUGCUGCGACGCCAACGCACACCAUACAGUAUGGGGAAGCACAGACAUCAAUACACGAGGUGAGUCACUUUUUGAUUAUAUCACAACUAACAAUUUAAUGGUAGUUAAUAAAGGUAACGAACCUACUUUUGUAAAUGCGAUAAGGGAAGAGGUAUUAGAUCUCACUUUAGCAAGCACAUUUAUAUCAAAUAACAUUUCAAAUUGGAGGGUGUUAGAGGAGAACUCCUUAUCAGAUCACAAAUAUAUACGCUUUGAUUUGGAAGGGGAAGUUGAAGACACUUUCGAAAUAAGAAAUGUUAGGAAGACCAACUGGUCUCUAUAUAACUUCUAUUUAGAACAAAACAUUAGUUGUCUUGGGAAUAGGAUUACUAAUUGUCAGGAACUAAAUCUUGAGGUUAACAAACUAGAAAAUAUUAUUACAGGGGCUUUUGAAAAUAGCUGCGAACUUAUCAAAAAGAAACGUUCUAGGAACGUCCCAUGGUGGAAUAGGGAACUAGAUAUUUUACGCAAAAAAGCCCGCCAGCUCCUUAAUAGAGCCAAGUCCAAUGGGGACUGGGCAUCUUACAAGUGUGCCUUAACGGCUUACAAUAGGGAAUUGAGGAAAUCAAAGAGGGAAUCAUGGAGGAGGCACUGCGAGGAGAUUGAAACACUUCCUGCGGCUGCGAGACUCCAGAAAUCUCUAAAUAAAGACCACUCAAAUAGCCUCUCUACAUUAAAGAAGGCUGACGGAAGCUUUACGGUAAGUCUGGAAGAAACGGGACAGCUUUUGCUGGACACUCAUUUUCCAGGCUGCGCCAUGUAUACUGAGACUACGGAAACCAUCGAGGAUACUCGUUUCUUAUUGGUUACACGAAGAGAUCUUUCACUGGCCCGUAAAAUCUUUACAGUCAAUAAAACUAAAUGGGCCAUUUCCACUUUCAGCCCGUUUAAAUCACCUGGUAUCGAUAAUAUACAACCGUGCCUUCUUCAGAAAGGCGUUGAUAUAUUAGCACCGAUAUUAACAAACUUAUUUAGGAUAAGUCUAGAAUUAGGCGUAAUACCUAAACAUUGGACGAAGGCUAGGGUAGCUUUCAUACCGAAAGCAGGCAAAAAGGCGGACCACACGCCAAAAGCUUUUCGGCCCAUUAGCCUUACUUCUUUCCUGCUUAAAACAAUGGAGAAGAUUCUAGAUCAAUACAUCAGGGAAGUCUAUAUUAAAGCUUCACCUCUACAUAUUGAACAGUAUGCUUAUCAGUCGGGCAAAUCGACCGACACCGCUAUACAUAGUCUGACGAGUAAAAUCGAGAAGGCUUUAGACGGUAAGGAAAUAGCUCUCUGCACAUCGGUUGACAUUACAGGAGCUUUUGAUAAUGCAACAUUCAGAUCAAUUGAGGCAGGAAUGUUUGUACAACCUAGCCACAAUGUUGACGGGUGCUGCAGAGGCGAGCAUUUUCAAAUAUCUCCAGAAUUUGUUGGUGAGUGA